CCGUCCAGCCCCCCGUACCGCAAGGCGCCGCCUCACGCGCCGCUGUCUCGCCCUAGGAAAAGCCGGCGGCGCUCCAACCUCUUCACGCCGUCCAAGAAAGGGGACGACAAGCUGCGCAACGGCGGCUGCGAGCUGGGCAGCGGGCGCGCCAUCCCGCUCAAGCAGGGCUACCUCUACAAGCGCAGCAGCAAGGCGCUCAACAAGGAGUGGAAGAAGAAGUAUGUGACGCUGUGCGACGACGGCCGCCUCACCUACCACCCCAGCCUGCACGACUACAUGGACGACGUGCACGGCAAGGAGAUCCCGCUGCAGUACGUGACGGUGAAGGUGCCCGGGCAGCGGCCGCGCGGCUCCAAAGCCGUGCCCGCCUCGCAGCCCGGGGGCAACGGGCUCGCCGACGGGCUCGGCAGCCUCACCAUCUCAAGCUUCCAGAGCAAGGAGCAGCGGCGCGCGGCGGACAAGGUGCUGCUGACGGCGUUCGAGCUGCUGCGCGAGCCGGGCGGCGCGGGCGGCGCGGAGGACGCGGCGGCGCUGGCCAGCACGGCGCUGGCGGCGCUCAACGGCUGCGCGCUCGACGCCAAGGCCGACACGCCCAACUGGCAUUUUGAAGCUGGCAAUUCAGAGGAGCGAGAUGAAUGGGUGGCAGCCAUUGAACAACAGAUCUUGACUUCCCUUCAAGGCAAUGAGAGUGGAAAGGCAAAAUCACGGUUGGCAGGAUGUGUGGAUGCUGCAGCUGUGCAAGCAGUCCGCUCACGUGUGCCAGGCAACUCGCACUGUGCCGACUGUGAUGCUCCCAACCCAGAUUGGGCCAGUCUCAACCUAGGUGUGGUGGUGUGCAUCGAAUGCUCUGGAAUUCAUCGCAAUCUUGGGUCGCAUAUUUCCCGAGUUCGCUCUUUGGACCUUGAUGAGUGGCCGCCUGGUCACCUCGCUGUUAUGCUAUCCCUGGGAAAUGCAUUAGCUAAUAGUGUUUGGGAGGUUCACACACGUAGCAGGGCAAAGCCUACUCCCAACUCUAGCCGUGAAGAAAAGGAGCGAUGGAUCCGCAGUAAAUAUGAGGCCAAGGAAUUCUUGGCCUCCGCACCUUCUGGUGCCCCACUGGCUCAGCAACUUCUUGAUGCAGUGCGCCGAUCUGACAUGAAGAGCUUGGCUCUGCUUCUUGCUCAUGCCUCAACUGAUCAAGUAAAUGCAACAGUUAGUGCACGUGACCUGCGUACGCCACUGCAUCUUGCCUGUGCGACAGGCAACCUAGCAGCAGCACAACUGUUGCUAUGGCACAACGCCAACGCGAAGGCCGUGGACCACGAGGGGCGGUCGUGCCUGGCGUACGCGCGCGCCGCGGCCAACGUGGCGCUGAGCAAGGCGGCGCCGAUGGGCGGGCCGCUGGGCGUGGCG
Gryllus bimaculatus (two-spotted cricket) is the source of this 1392-nucleotide messenger RNA. Lineage: Eukaryota; Metazoa; Arthropoda; Insecta; Orthoptera; Gryllidae. The record is from the annotation of a GenBank genome assembly.